Molecule: messenger RNA, 1299 nt
Organism: Ostertagia ostertagi
Lineage: Eukaryota; Metazoa; Nematoda; Chromadorea; Rhabditida; Trichostrongylidae
Source: the annotation of a GenBank genome assembly
AUGAGCCGGAUUCGCCAUGAGUCCGUCGGUGAGCAGUCAGCCAAAAGCAAGGACAUGGAACACCGAUUUCCUUCACCAAAAGUAGAUUCGGAUCAGUUUCUGAGGAUCGUUUCAUGGCAAGAAUCAAUUCCAGCUCAGGAAAACCCUAGUCCGACCCCUACGUCGGACAUUGCAGGAACGGUUCGCUCGUGGUACAGAAGCCUCUCACGUCGAACACUGUUCAUCGGUCUCAUCGUCCUCCUCGCCGUACUCUUCAUCAUCGCCAUCAUCAUCACCGUUGUCGUGGUGUUCGUGUUCGAGAACCAUGACGACCAUGCUUUCACUGCUAUCGUCUUCACAAUGAGCAGCUCAUCCCCUCCAACACCAACGCCGUUUCCGUUCCCAGUUGGCUUCGUGGUCGGCACCCUAUUCCGCUACAUUCCACUCGGUGAAUUCAUCUCCUACGGCAACAACUCCUUAUCGCUGCUUAACAACGACACCGUUUCCAAGAGCAGAGUCCUUCUGGACACCUUGAACUGCACUUCUUGCACGGUGCUGGCAGCGGACGACCGCUGCUUCUCAGCAACUAGCAACAUCUGCUACCAGUCACAAACCAUCUACUGCUGUACAAACUGCACCUAUGGGGCUAAUUUUUGCCGAGUUAAGGGAGUCCUCUAUGAGUUCUACGACCAACUUGUGGAGACGCGAGUAUUCUCAAACGCAGAUGGUUUACAACUCACAGUAGCCUCCCAAAUAACCUCGCCCUCAUGCGCCGUGCAAACUCAUCGAAUCGCUGCCAACGGCACUAUUUUUUCUGGAUCAAUUAAAAGCUGCCAGUCGCCACAUCACCAAAUGAGCCCUAAAUACGCUUACCUGUCAUCAACGACGCUCGAUCCGGAUUCCGCCAUCUAUACCGACAUUUUGACGGUGAUCGACUCUGAUGGGAAUGUUCAGCUGACCAAUGUCUCAUCUAGUACUGCUCUUACUUAUCUCCCCAUGAGAAUCAAGGUGAAUCUCGAUUUUCUUCAAAACAUAAAAGAGAACAAGGUCCUGAUUCAGGAUAGUGUGCUGUCCAUCGCCUCGACUGUACAAGAUGGCCAUCUUUUGGUCGCUAUUCUGCAGACAUCUCGUUUCUAUGCACUCCGAUAUAGUUUUAACACGAAAUGUGUCGCAGUGUUGAACAGUUACUAUCAAACGUUUCUCUUCUCAGGAGAGCUUCAGAAUUUCGCUUGGGCUGGCGACACAUUGAUGUUAUGGUAUGUGGACCGAAACGGCGUGAACAUCGUUCAGUUUCAAUUCCAGUGGGACGACAGGUGCUGA